AUGUUCCAUGGUAUGAGACGACACCCCAACCACGUUCUGCGUAAUCAUACCUUGUUAUCUGCAAGAAAGUCCGAAUCGCUGAGAAUCAAGUUCCGAACAUGCAGAGUGCACAAACCUCUCUUCAUGCCACCGUGGACGGGAUUGAAGCGAGGUGAGACCGAUAACGGAUGCACCAAUGUGACUCACGCUAUUGCCUCCAGUCAGCCGUAUUGCGCUAUCAAGACGUGGUUAUCGUUUAUGCACAUGAUGAAAUAUGCUUCCAAUCAUUUGUACCAUGGCUCACUUCCGAAGACGGGCCAUCGACACGACCUAACAACAGCUUUCAGCUUGCAGUUGUUGCCGGUGUGGUGGUUUUCUGACAAGAUAAUGGUGAUAGGGGAGUUGUUGGUGUGGACGAGAGGUGUUGCUUGUACCUCCACCUCCAAGUCUCCUUCCAUUUAUUAUGUUCUUACUAGUGUUUCAACAGUUCAGAAUAUGUUCAUGCUCCGAACCCGCAAAAAUGCGAACCCAAUUCGUUUCCCUUCAGAGCUACUUCUCCGCCUAAUGCCCUCAUUCGAAAGCUGA
Messenger RNA from Lindgomyces ingoldianus, 564 nucleotides. RefSeq lists its product as uncharacterized. The transcript has 5 exons. Bases 1 to 564 code for a protein of 187 amino acids. The record is from RefSeq and is a predicted model, not a curated record. Lineage: Eukaryota; Fungi; Ascomycota; Dothideomycetes; Pleosporales; Lindgomycetaceae.